CGUGGAGCUGAAUUCACGCGGUGUGGCCUCUGCUAUGGAUCAGUGCGAGCACAAACAGGAGGGAGCCCCUCACAGUUCUAUCAGAAAUCAUCGGAGACCAGGAUCGUCUGGCCCAAAGUCUUUUUCCAUGAAGAGCCACCGAUCCAUGAAUGAACCCAUUAAUGUUAAUAUUACACAUUUAAAGGCAGACCAAAGGAUCCAUCCACAGGCAGAGGGCUCUCCUGAAGCCAACUUUACACCUUUGAAGAGCGACCACUCUGUGCAUCAAUCUACUUAUUUUGGACACCACCCAGCUCAUCACAGAAUUGACCGGAACACAUCAGAUCAAUCUGAGCACAAACAUCACCUGGACUCUGUGUUUAUGCUCCUUGAGAAGAAAAUUGUCACCUUUAUGAAAAAUGAGCUUAAUGAGUUCCAGAGGUUUCUGAGUGAGAGGCUGGAUGAUGAGAUACUGGUGUAUCAGGAUGAAGAGAAGAGGAGCAGCAGGGAGUCAUUUCUGAAGAUCACACUUCACUUUCUGAGGAGAAUGAACGAGGAGGAGCUAGCUGACCGUCUUCAAAGCAGAACUCAUGCUGAAGUUGGCAAACAUAAACUCAAAUCUGCACUGAAGAAGAAGUUCCAGCGUGCGUUUGAGGGGAUCGUCAAAGCAGGAAACCCAACCCUUCUGAAUCAGAUCUACACAGAGCUCUACAUCACAGAGGGAGGGACUGCAGAGGUCAGUGACCAACAUGAGAUCAGGCAGAUUGAAACAGCAAAUAGGAAACCACACAGACCAGAAACACCAAUCAGACAAGAAGACAUCUUUACAGUCUCACCUGGAAAAGAUGAACCAAUCAGAACAGUGCUGACAAAGGGAGUGGCUGGCAUUGGGAAAACUGUCCUAACACAGAAGUUCACUCUGGACUGGGCUGAAGGCAAAGCCAACCAGGACAUCCAGUUCAUGUUUCCAUUCACUUUCAGAGAGCUGAAUGUGCUGAAAGAGGAAAAGUUCAGCUUGGUGGGACUUGUUCAUCACUUCUUUACUGAAACCAAAGAAGCAGGAAUCUGCAGCUUUGAAGACUUCCAGGUUGUGUUCAUCUUUGAUGGUCUGGAUGAGUGUCGACUUCCUCUGGAUUUCCACAAAGCUAAAAUCCUCACUGACCCUAGAAAGUCCACCUCAGUGGAUGUGCUGCUGAUAAACCUCAUCAGGGGGAAACUGCUUCCAUCUGCCCACAUCUGGAUAACCACACGACCUGCAGCAGCCAAUCAGAUCCCUCCUGACUGUGUUGACAUGGUGACAGAGGUCAGAGGGUUCACUGACCCACAGAAGGAGGAGUACUUCAGGAAGAGAUUCAGUGAUAAGAAACAGGCCAGCAGGAUCAUCUCCCACAUCAAGGCAUCACGAAGCCUCCACAUCAUGUGCCACAUCCCAGUCUUCUGCUGGAUCACUGCUACAGUUCUGGAGGAUGUGCUGAAAACCAGAGAGGGAGGACAGCUGCCCAAGACCCUGACUGAGAUGUACAUCCACUUCCUGGUGGUUCAGGCCAAAGUGGCAAACAUCAAAUAUGAUGGAAGACGUGAAAAAGAUCCAAUCUGGAUUAAGAAGAGCAGGAAGAUGAUCGAGUCUCUGGGAAAACUGGCUUUUGAUCAGCUGCAGAAAGGAAACCUGAUCUUCUAUCAAUCAGACCUGACAGAGUCUGGCAUCAAUAUCAGAGAUGCCUCAGUGUACUCAGGAGUGUUCAGACAGGUCUUUAAAGAGGAGCGAGGACUGUACCAAGACAAGGUGUUCUGCUUCAUCCAUCUGAGUGUUCAGGAGUUUCUGGCUGCUCUUCAUGUCCAUCUGACCUUUAUCAACUCUGGAGUAAACCUACUUGAAAAGCAACAAGCAAUCGUGCACAAUAUCAGAGUAUUAAAAGACAUACCUAAGCUGAAACAUCUUUACCAGAGCGCAGUGGAUAAGGCCUUGGAGAGUCCAAAUGGACACCUGGACUUGUUUCUCCGCUUCCUCCUAGGUCUUUCACUGCAAACCAACCAGACUCUCCUACAAGGCCUGCUGACACAGACAGGAAGUAACCCAGGAACCAGACAUAAAACUGUUAAAUUUAUCAUUGAGAAGAUCGGAGGAAAUCUGUCUACAGAGAAAAGCAUCAAUCUAUUCCACUGUCUGAAUGAACUGAAUGAUCGUUCUUUAAUGAAGGAGAUACAACAGCCCCUGAUUUCAGGAAGUCUGUCCACAGAUAAACUGUCUUCUGCUCAGUGGUCAGCUCUCGUAUUCAUCUUACUGUCAUCAGAAAAAGAUCUGGAUGUGUUUGACCUGAAGAAAUACUCUGCUUCAGAGGAGGCCCUUCAGAGGCUGCUGCCAGUGGUCAAAGCCACCAACAAAGCUCUGCUGUGUGACUGUAAUCUGACAGAGACCAGUUGUGAAGCUCUGUCCUCAGUUCUCAGCUCACAGUCCUCUAGGCUGAGAGAACUGGACCUGAGUAACAACAACCUGAAGGAUUCAGGCGUGAAGCUUUUGGCUGCUGGAGUAAAGAGUCCACACUGUAGACUGGAAUCUCUCAGGCUAUCAAGUUGUCUAAUCACAGAGGAAGGUUGUGCUUCUCUGGCUUCAGCGCUGAGCUCAAACCCCUCCUAUUUGAGAGAGCUGGACCUGCGUAAUAACAGCCUGCAGGACAUUGGAGUGAAUUUGCUGCUUGCAGGAUUGGAAGAUCCAUAUUGGAGACUUGAUAUUCUCAGGGUGGACAGUGGUGGAGAGCAGAAGGUAACUCUUGAUCUAAGGAAAUUUGCUUGUGAGCUAACACUGGACCUAAACACCACACACAAAAACCUGAAACUGUUUGACAACAACAGGAGCGUGAAAGUACUCAAGCAGCAGCAGCCUUAUCUUGAUCACCCGGAGAGAUUUGAUAUGUUUUGCCAAGUGCUGUGUAAAAAUGGCCUGGCUGGUCGUUGUUACUGGGAAGUUGAGUGGGAAGGAAAAGUUGACGUAGCAGUGACUCGCAGAGGGAUCCCAAGGAAAGGCUAUAGCAGGGCUUCCAGGUUUGGAGGGAAUGAUCAGUCCUGGAGUUUGACUUGCUCUGAUAACGGUUACUCCGUCUGGCACAAUGAUAGAGAAACAUCCAUCUCCUCCUCCUCCAUCUCUAACAGAGUAGCUGUGUAUGUGGACUGUCCUGUUGGGACUCUGUCCUUCUACAGAGUCUCCUCUGACACUCUGAUCCACCUCCACACCUUCCCCAUCAAAUUUACCCAACUUCUUUAUCCUGGGUUUAGAGUCUGGGAUGGUUCAGUCACUCUUUGUUCAGUGACAGAAUCAGACUGCUGACUGAAAAUCAAAGUUUUUUUUAAUCAGGCCCACCAUUAAAUAUGCUCUGCAUGUGGUUGUUACAGCCCUAGCAGGGCCUCCUCCUGAAGUUGCCUGUGUGGGCGUGUCCUACUGUCUCUCCUGUCUUGGGUGCCACCCUUUUUUCUUUUGUAC
This is a messenger RNA of Oreochromis niloticus (Nile tilapia), 3454 nucleotides long. RefSeq names its product NACHT, LRR and PYD domains-containing protein 4E-like. The record is from RefSeq and is a predicted model, not a curated record. NCBI's taxonomy places the organism in Eukaryota, Metazoa, Chordata, Actinopteri, Cichliformes, Cichlidae. Bases 35 to 3301 code for a protein of 1088 amino acids. The transcript is spliced from 11 exons. Gene Ontology annotation, molecular function: protein binding.